This is a messenger RNA of Daphnia pulicaria, 859 nucleotides long. Its product is annotated as MAP3K12-binding inhibitory protein 1-like. NCBI's taxonomy places the organism in Eukaryota, Metazoa, Arthropoda, Branchiopoda, Diplostraca, Daphniidae. The record is from RefSeq and is a predicted model, not a curated record. The transcript is spliced from 4 exons. The coding region runs from base 243 to 788 and encodes 181 amino acids.
AUUUCAUUGUUUGUUUUGGGUUUGACAUUCAAUUUAACUCAUCGUGUACAUCCCUAGAAAUCAUCACCACCAAUUUAUAAAGCAGAGUUAUUAAACUGAUGGUUACACCACUCCACCAGAUAAUAGAGUUUACAGUUUAGUACCUACUAACUAGAGUAAGUGGGCGGUUCAAUUCGGCAAACUCUAAUUCCACAAGCAGUUUUGGGGCGUUUCUUGCGAUUGGAAUAGAGCAUUCAAGGGAAAUGGUGGACUCGACUGUGGAUUACGUUCAGAUCAAGGCAUCGAAUUCCGAGUUAGAUAAAAGAAUUACUGCAUUUAUGGAACGGAAACGAGCAGAGUCGGACGUAUUUAACGUUCAAGAGUUCUGCCACCGAUUGCCGUUGAACGAAUCGGAAAAUUCGUGUGCUCGCACAGAAGCUGUGCUUAUAAGCAGAAAGGGUAGCAAAAGUCAUCUUAAAGUGUCAAGAUGCGUCAAUAUGUGGGGACCGCAAACACACUCUGAAGUUCCUGCUCCUUCUUCAGCAAAUACCCAAUUGAUCCCGAGUCCUGCUAUCCAAGAACGCUUACAAAAUAUGGAAAAACACUUGGGUCUGAACACAAAAGUACAACCUAUUCCAAUGGAUGUGUACGGACGCUUAAAAACACUCGAAGAUAAAAUCCUUUAUUUGGAAAGCGUUAGUCCUGAAUAUCUCGACGGACCGUUUAAACUUCAGGACAAUAAAGAUGAUGAAAAUAUGAUGUCUAAAAUUGAACAAAAGAUGGAAGAAUUACGUAGAAAGCUGGUGUAGUAUUGCAAGUCCUUUCUGAUUGUUGAACUACUGAUCCAUCGAAACUUGAAAUACAAUGUAUUCCUCAUUUA